Molecule: messenger RNA, 2446 nt
Organism: Sorghum bicolor (sorghum)
Lineage: Eukaryota; Viridiplantae; Streptophyta; Magnoliopsida; Poales; Poaceae
Product: probable LRR receptor-like serine/threonine-protein kinase At1g56140
Exons: 17
Coding region: 348-2177 (609 amino acids)
Molecular function (GO): protein binding
Source: RefSeq, a predicted model, not a curated record
AUCGCCAGCCUCUUCCUUCCCCACAGGCCACAGCCCAUCCCUCUGCCAUUUCGCAUCGUCCAAAACUUCGAAACCGGCGCCGCCGCCCCGCCGCGUCUCCCGCCGCCGACCGGAUCCUCCGGCCUCCCGCUCCCCGACGCGGUCGCGUCAACUCCACCUGCACCCUCACGACCUCGUCUCCGCGGGCGCACAUGAUCACGCGGUCAAAGCCGAGAGGCACAGACACCCAGCCCUCCAAGUACUAGCAGCAGCAACCCAAUGCUGUGCUCCUCCCACCACCCCUCCACCUCCUCCUGCGCGCACAAGUCAACUCCCGCCCGCGGCCGCCGCGCCUCACGCCGGCCCCCAUGGCUCGUUCCGCUCCCGCUCUCGUCGCCGUCUUUCUCCUCGUCCUCGCGCUCCUCACCCUGGACGCGGCGCAGGGCCAACAGCCCUUCCCGCCCACCGAUCCCUCCGAUGCGGAGGCCCUGCACGCUGUGUUCCGGCAGUGGCGACUGGAGGGGGAGGCGGCGGCGGAGAAUCCGUGCAUGAAGCGCGUCUGGUCCGGAUCCUUCGAAACAAACGCGUCUAUCGACUGCAAUUGCCCCAGCUGGUGCCGAAUCACGGGCCUGAAUGUGACUGGGUACAGGAAUAUCACGGAGAUCCCGCUGGCUCUCUUCAAUUUGACGGAGCUCAUCUCCCUGGAUCUAAGUAAUAACAACUUGAAUGGUUCAAUACCCCCAGAAGUUGGCAAUCUUUCCAAACUGGAAACAUGGCACUUCAACAAUAACAAUCUCAGUGGAUCUUUUCCUCAUGAAUCGUCACUUUUAAGAAAUCUGAAGUCCCUGUGGAUAUUUGAUAAUAACGUCGAAGGGCUUAUUCCAGAAUUUAUUCAGAACUUAACCAGUCUCACAGAUUUGCGUAUAUAUGGGACAAAACUUCAAGGACCUAUCCCAAAAAAAAUCUCAAAUUUGACCAAUCUAGAAGUCCUGAUGCUUGGUGAUCUUGGUGGCAACCAUUCUUAUUUUGAUGUCAUAGGAGAGUGGGCAAACCUUUCAACAUUAUCUCUAAGGAAGUGUGGGCUCACAGGCCAACUGCCCAAUACUCCCCCAAACUUGCCCAAGCUGAAAUACCUGGAUUUGACGUCGAACAAUUUAUCAGGCUCUUUAAGACUAUUGCUUCCAUAUAAGGACUCAAGCUUCAUAUAUAUAGGUGAAAACAGCUUCAGUGAACGUCUGCCUCCUGAAAUUGUUCAACAAAAUGUUUCUUUGGAUGUUUCAUACAAUCGUUUUGUUAACGGAUCCCUUCCUACUGCCCUUACUGGUCAGAAGUGGCCCAUAAAUUAUAUCGGAACUUCAGUUGAUGCCAGUGGAACAGUCAACAGUGAUAUUCUUACUAUCCUCAACUGCCUUCGCAUGAAAGGAUGCAACAGAAGCAGUGUAACUACAGGAGCAGAUCAUACAAUUUUCGCCAUAAACUGUGGUGGCAAGCAAAUUGAUUAUUCAGAUCAAAUGCCAACUGUGUUCUCGGAAGACCUAACUGAUCUUGGAGGAGCAGGCUUCUAUGUUAACACCACCAGUCAUUGGGUAACCAGUCACGUGGGUUCUGAUCCAUUCAAUAAAUCUGCCGGUAUCGUAAAUAUAGACAAUAUUUUGGAUUCAGACAUGCCAGAACUCUACAAAACAGCAAGAACGUCAACAAGCUCGUUGCGGUACUAUGUCGUAGGUUUGGCUAACGGGAAAUAUACAGUCAAACUCUUCUUUGCAGAGAUAGUCAUAACUGAUGGACCUGGAAGGCGCUUAUUUGACAUUGAUAUUCAGAAUCAAAAUAUCAGGAAGGAUUUUGACAUUACUAAGGAAGCUGGGGGUUCCAGAAAAGGCACCAACAUAACCCAGGAAGUGUCUGUUAACAACUCUAUAUUGGAAAUACAUCUGUAUUGGAGUGGACGCGGCACCUGCUGUAUCCCAUAUAAAGGAGCUUAUGGGCCACUGGUGUCAGCAAUUAAAGUUACCCGUUCCCAAGACCCGACGAUCAGUCCCCCACGAGCACCAAGUUCUGAUUCUGCACGACAGGAUGAGAAGCGAAGAGGAGUAGUUGCGGGCAUUGCUGCACUUUGCAUAGCUGCAGCGGUGAUCUCUUCAUCUGUUGUCUACCUUUGGUGGAAAUGGGUUUCGCUUGUGAAGCGUCCAAUGGCAUGAGGAUCGAGUACGUCUGAUGUAUGUAUAUAGCCGAUUCUUCAAUUUCCAUGGCAUGCGAAUGGGCCCAUGUUUUUUGUCUGUGCGUGUGGGUGUUUCGUGUGCUGAGGUUAGUUGCAAGCGUAGCCAAGAUGACAUGGAUGUACAGUGGCCUUUGUUGUGCGCCGAGUCUGAUUUUAGGUCUCCAGUUUGGUUUCACGAUGAUUGUAACCCAGGAAAUUAUCUGACAUUCUACUACUAAUAUAAUAUGCAAAUUUCUUUGAUCAAACUAA